This is a messenger RNA of Darwinula stevensoni, 1768 nucleotides long. The record is from the annotation of a GenBank genome assembly. NCBI's taxonomy places the organism in Eukaryota, Metazoa, Arthropoda, Ostracoda, Podocopida, Darwinulidae.
CAAAUGUUCAAAUCUGUUCUCCGAGCCCCAGUUACCUUCUUCGAUAACAACCCAGUUGGCCGGAUCUUGAACAGAUUCAGUAAGGACGUCGGAGCAUCAGACGACAUGCUGCCUCCCACAGCUUUUGACACUCUUGGAGUGACCUUCCAAGUGCUGGGCAUCUCAUUUCUGGUCUCCGUUACCAACUAUUAUGUUGUAAUUGGCACAGUGAUCGCCAUGGUGGUCUUCAUUUGUCUACGAAACUUCUAUUUGAAAACUGCAAGGGAUUUGAAGCGGCUGGAGUCCACCACACGGAGCCCGGUCUUCUCCCAUCUAAGCGCUUCCUUGAACGGGCUGGCGACAAUCAGAGCCUCACGUACAGAGAGCAUCUUCAUGCAGGAGUUUGACAACCAUCAAGAUCGUCAUACUUCUGCGUGGUUCCUCUUUCUAUCCGGUACCCGAUGGCUGGGCAUUUGGUUAGACUGGUUGAUCGUCGUCUACCUCGCUGCUGUCACCUACAGUUUUAUGGCAGUUGGCAAGGAGGCACUGGGCGGGAAUGUCGGGCUCGCAAUAUCCUCGGCAAUGAUGCUGACGGGUAUGUUUCAAUGGGGUGUAAGACAGAGUGCAGAAUUGGAGAAUCAGAUGACAUCUGUUGAAAGAAUCAUGGAAUACUCUAAGUUGGAAGAAGAGGGAGCCCUCGAGUCACCGCCUGACAAAAAACCACCGUCGAACUGGCCUUCAGAAGGAGCUAUUGAAUUCGAGCAAGUGUCCCUCCGAUACUCCGCCGAUUCAUUGCCGGUACUCAACGACCUCACAUUCAAAGCAGCGGCAAAGGAAAAAAUAGGGAUAGUGGGGAGAACAGGAGCAGGGAAGUCGUCGUUGAUAGCCGCCCUCUUCCGUCUGAUAGAACCUGAGGGUCGAAUCCUCUUGGACGGAAGAGACACAAAAGCUUAUGGUCUCCAUGAGGUCCGAAGGGGAAUCGCCAUCAUUCCACAGGAUCCCGUACUCUUCCAGGGAACGAUGCGAAAAAACCUGGAUCCCUUCAACGAACAUUCCGAUGAGGCCUUAUGGAGAGUCGUGGAACAAGUUCAGCUGAAGGAAGCAGUCAGUGAGCUACCGGAGAAAUUGAACACGACACUCUUCGAAGGAGGGAGUAACUUCUCAGUGGGUCAGAGACAGCUUGUAUGUCUUGCCAGGGCCCUCCUUCAACGAAACAAAGUUCUUGUCCUUGAUGAAGCUACGGCCAACGUCGAUCCCAAGACGGAUGCCCUCUUCCAAGAGACUCUGAAGAAGAGUUUCAAGGAUUGUACGGUGUUGACGAUCGCACAUCGCUUGGAUACAAUCAUUGACAGCGACAAAGUUCUCGUUCUUGAUCGCGGAGAAAUUAAAGAAUUUGGGCGACCAUACGAGCUGCUGCAGAACAAGAAAGGUCCUUUCUUUGAACUAGUAGCCCAAACGGGAAAAGCAUCAUCAGCACGGCUUUAUCGCGCAGCCGCAAAGUCACAGGCAGAAAAAUUUCCAGAGAAGUUAGGCAUUCUAGCUCCAUCUCUAGAGGAAGUGCAAGAAGAGGAGGAUGAUAAAUUAUAACCACAUUCUGAAGAAAAUGGAGUAUCUACAGUGAAAGAAACUUCCACCCACCAAUAGUUUCUGUGAAUGAGCUGCUCAAACGGCGGAUCUCAGCAACAAUCCUCUCCCUCGUCUACCUCCCUUACCCGGUGCCGGAUCCGACCAACUUCUAAGAAUUUCUUGCCUGCGACGGAAGUGUCUUCACACGAUUUACGCACGGGCG